Messenger RNA from Moneuplotes crassus, 1481 nucleotides. The record is from the annotation of a GenBank genome assembly. Lineage: Eukaryota; Ciliophora; Spirotrichea; Euplotida; Euplotidae.
UAUAAAAUUGAAAUAAAUGCAAGCAGGAAGAAAAACUCAAAGGAUCAAGCAACUGUGGGAAAAUAUUGAAACAGGAAAGCAUUACUACAUCAGUGAUAAAGGCUUUCAGAAGCCUGUGAAGCCAGAUGGUCUUGCAAUUCCGAAGUUUUUACCAACUAUCACUGGGACUUCGAAUAAUUUACGGUCUCUCAAAAAUCCUGAGAGCGUCCCAAGAUUUCCUGGUAAGAAAGAUAGGAUCUUAAAAAGAAAAGAGAAUAAAGGGCCUAUGUCACUUAGUAAAUCGUUAAAGAAUCUUGUGAUUUUAUCACCCAAAAAUAAAAUUGAAUUCAAAGAAAAUUCUAAAAUUUAUAACGUGAAUGAUAAGAAAUACUCAUUUAAAUAAGGUUUUGGUUGGCGAAACUUUCAGAUCAGUCCGAAAGGAGAGGAGAGCUCGAGAAGGAAGUGAUGAGAGGAAAAAUGAUUUUCUUGCUACUCUUCAAAAUCAUAAAUCAAGGUCCCAAGAUAACAUCAGAUCAAGCCCCCAGCUUCCUACAUCCCAUUUUAAAGCAGCAAAAUUUUUAGAUCUGCACCCUAAGACUAUUGAAGAGUAUGGAAAUGAGAAUGUGAAAGAGUUUAGACACCAAAACAAGCUUCAUGAUAAGCGUCAGGUGAUAAAAUAACAAGGUGCUACAAGAAUUUUUCAAGAAGCAUAAAAAUCCCCACAUGAGGACGCUAGCCAAUCCGUUUAAUAUUACUCCUACAGAGGAGUACAUGCUGAAAAAUAAGAUAGCAAUGGGAAGUUUUAUCCCAAACACCUCCAUUUCUACUAAGAAAGAGAGAAGAUUUAGCACCUACAUGAGUGUCGAUCUUGUAGGUAUGUCAAAAGCGUCAAGCCUCACCUCUGCUCAAUUCACAGCCAAACUUGGAACCAAGAUUAAGAAGAAGAAGGAGAAAACAGGCUCGCCUCCAGCAGAAGGACAAGGGGAACCACCAAAUCAAAUAGCUAGUCCGAAAGCUAUGCAGCCCAAGCAGGAAGAUCUCCUUACUAAACUAGUCGAUGAAAAUAUGAAAGAGACUGAGUCUGACAACAGUGAUGACUCUAGGUACAUGUUUGAUGAAGGCCAUAAUGUGGCAAGCUCAGAUUUUCUUGCAAAGAACUAUAAAGAGAUGCAGAAAAAGGAAGAGAUCCUUAAAGAAAUUGAACGUAAAAGAAAUGAAAAAAAAAGAGUCUCACUUGAGCCAAACAGGUUUUAUGAAAUAAAGACAGAGAAUCCUGGCGAUUUGUGGAGGAAGGACAGGAAAACCUUAGAGUUAGCUAACCCUAUUUAUGGGGAAAAAGAGCGAUUCUAUUUAGAGAAAGAUAAACAUUUCCUUCAGAAGAGAAGGCAAGGUAGUAUACUAAAGAAUCUGGCGUUAAGUCAGGAUCUUAAAAUUAUGAACAAGAAGUUAGACAAAAUGCUCCGUGAUAAAAUAUUCUAGAAAACAAUCUGAAUCUAUCGAAU